This is a messenger RNA of Armigeres subalbatus, 1593 nucleotides long. RefSeq lists its product as uncharacterized. Bases 270 to 1415 code for a protein of 381 amino acids. Lineage: Eukaryota; Metazoa; Arthropoda; Insecta; Diptera; Culicidae. The record is from RefSeq and is a predicted model, not a curated record. The transcript is spliced from 3 exons.
UGAGAGAGAGAAAACAAGAGAGCACAAAACGAGGCAUCAAUAUGAGGAGGGUACAAUAAUAAUAAAAUUCAACAGUCACGUACCCGCCAGAUUCUACCAUGUACCAGAUCGAGCGAGAGAACCGUCGUCAGUUUCAGUUUAUUUUCAGCAGACAGUGGUUAGCGGAGGCAUCGUAGCAAACGAUGGUCAUUUAAAAGCGGCAGAACUGCCAUUUUGGUUUUACCAGAACUUCACCAGCCAGUAAAACGUGGCGCGAUAGUUUGGCUUAGAUGUCCGGACAUACAAACGGGGCAACGAUGAUGACCAACGGACAGAACCCUCCGGCUCCGGCGGGAACCUUCAAGGAUGAACUGGACGACUUUGAGCGGUUCGCCCUGGACAAUUUAGUUCGGAACGAGUGGGGACUAAAAGUGGCUACCCUCAAUCGGUUGGUGUACUGUGGAGUCUCGGUCGAAUGUUUGGAAGUGAUUGAGGAGCACGAUCUGAAAGACAUCUUCAACGACGAACGGGCCAUCGGACAGAAGAUACUGCUGCGGCAUCGAUUGCGAGAGUGGCGCAAGGGAUUGCACUGGAACUCCCCCGAACACCCGGUACCGAAACGCCGCUUCGAACGCAACUCUCUUGACCCACUGGAGCUGGAAAAGAAACCGCGCAUCUCCACCAGCAAUUCCCUCCACGAAUCGUCACCCUCCACGCCAAACAUCAUCCUUCCGGACACUCGAAACCCUUCCGGGGGCAGCGGAAUAGCCUCGUCUUCUACGUCCACAUCGUCCUCCAUGACGGCUGCUGCCCUAUCCAGCAGCAACCUAUCGACAGGCAACGCUAUUACCGAUGCUGGUAGCCUCCCUAUCCAAAUCACACCGGAAGCUCUGGCAGGCUUUCUGCAGGGAGGUCGAUCCGGCCGUUGGGUAUUGAAGUUCUACUCCGACAACCACCACCUGGACAAAAAAGCUCUAACCGAGCUAACGCACGUCGUCGUCGAGCCGUUCCUCGUUUUCAACAUUACUUUCACACACGCUUUGAUGCGACAUUACGCGGAAGUCAUCUGCCAGCUGUUCCCCUCGGAACAGGCAGAGACGUUUUACUGCCCGCGGAAUAUGAUUCGCAAAAAUCCGACCGGGAAGCUCUACGAUCGAUACGUGAACCAACGGUUGCGCUACAAAACCAAGUUCAACGCCCAAAGGCCAACCUUCGUACCGGACAGCCAUCUGAAUCGAACAUUUGCGGAGAUGAGCACCGUUACAAUGUCGUCGAUGAUGCAGCAACACCACCAACAGCAGCAGCACUACAUGGAGUAUGCUGGAUCUGACCCGCGGGAGUUCAACAGGACACCGACCCAGCCGGAGAGUUUCAGCGAGGAGUCAAUGAAUAUCUACGGCGGGGACGAAGGUUCCAUUCUGAUCGAUGGCAACUGAAGUACAAAGCUACGGAUAACGAAGGGGUAGAAGCACAGCAAUUUAAAAAAAGCAUUUAGCAUUAGAAUAGAAGAUACUUUUAAGUUGUACGUGACAAAAAUGUAUGUAUGGAAGUUUUAUUAGAUAAGGAAAUCCAAUCUUAAUUUUAAAUAAAUUAAUAACAUUGCUAAUUUAGUAA